Molecule: messenger RNA, 2830 nt
Organism: Labeo rohita (rohu)
Lineage: Eukaryota; Metazoa; Chordata; Actinopteri; Cypriniformes; Cyprinidae
Gene: rnf122
Product: ring finger protein 122
Exons: 6
Coding region: 346-813 (155 amino acids)
Source: RefSeq, a predicted model, not a curated record
CACUCCGGCUGGGAGGGACUUUAAUUCGCUCUUGUUUAGUUCUCAAUGGAUGCCAACAUCAGCCACGACACGCGAUCAGAUGUAAAGCGAAGGACGCGUUUUGUUCACCGGACGUAAACGCAAGCGAACGGCAGAAUACGAGUCAAAUGUCGUGAAUGUGAACGCAUUUAAUGCUUGACCGGAUGAAAGGACUGAGAUCGCUAUGAAGACGUGUGAGGACGGCGUUUAGUCAGAUGAAUCCAGAUGUGCUGAAUGGCCUGACAGAGCGACAGACAGACAGAGGGCAUCAUCUCUCUGUUUAUAAACACACAUCCCUUCAUAUAAAGGAACUGCACGGUUGGAUUGAUGCACCCUUUCCAGUGGUGCAACGGGUGCUUCUGCGGUUUGGGACUGAUCUACUCCAAUAAGACUUGCACUAUGCCAUCCGUCACCUUCCAGGACCUUCCUCUCAAUAUCUAUAUGGUGAUCUUCGGCACAGGCAUCUUCGUCUUCGUACUCAGCCUCAUAUUCUGCUGCUAUUUUAUAAGUAAACUGAGACAUCAAGCCCAAAGUGAACGCUUUGGAUACAGAGAGGUGAUUUUAAAAGGAGAUCCGAAGAAGCUGAACCUUCAUGGGCAGACGUGUGCCGUGUGCUUGGAGGACUUUAAGGUGAAAGAUGAGCUGGGAGUGUUGCCAUGCCAACAUGCCUUUCACAGGAGGUGUGUGGUGAAGUGGCUGGAGGUGCGUUGCGUCUGCCCCAUGUGUAAUAAACCCCUGGCGGGAUCCUCCGAACAGCAUCAGAGCAUAGGCACACUGCUGGAUGAGCUGGUGUAGUGCUCAGAGCUUCUGGAGAAGACUGACAUCAGACUUCAAAAACUCUCUCUGGAGUCUUUUUUACAGACAUGAACAGACCUGACUAAGUCUCUCACUGUAUUGUGAGACUGAAGCUCACAGAUAACUCAAUGGGCAUGUUUUCUUGAUAAAACAUUAAGGGAAACCAUAGACUGACUGAACUUCUAGGCUAAUGCUCUAGGCUGAAUGCUAACUGAGCUGUUCAGUUAUAAUGUUGGUUUGAAUGCUAACCCAGAAGGCUAAUUCAUAAGAGGUAAUAAGGUUCCCUCAGGAAUUCAUAAGAGGUUUUUAAUUGUUGAGUAAAAUAAGGUCUGUGGGAAACACUAAUUUAAGUUUCAUGAAUAAUUUAAAUCUGGAAACCCUUGAGUGCUUUAUAAACUCAAGUUGCUACAAACAGUAAGAACUACUACAAGGAUGUGAGUUUACACUUUAUGUAGCUAAUUUUUAAGCACACAAAGGUUUUAAACUCUCAUUUGAGGUUAGAAUGUGUGUCAUUUGUGUUGUAAAACAAAGUGUGCCAAAAUGAAAUGUAUACAGACCACGAAAAGCCAACUGAAACUCCUGUUAGAAACAUCAUCUUUUGGGUUUUAGGACUACAAACUGAAUAUCUGUAUUGUAAAUGCUCUACAUCAGACCAGCCGAGAUGGAGGAAACAGGAUUUACGUCAUUCCAGCACUGAACACUGCGACCGCGAGUGGCGACAGUACAGUGCACUGGGCCCAAAGAACUUUAUUACAGUGUGUGUGAGUGUGUGAAUGUGUUUUACAGUCAUCAGUAGUAGACGAGUGUCUUGUUCAUUCUAGAUUACGUGUGCACAAACCAUUGACUGUCUUAUGAGAUUUUAAGCAAACACUACCACAGUUUCUGGACACGGAAAUUGGCUGCCAGUGAAAACACAAGUGGCUUUCUUUUUGUAUUUCAAGUUUUGUGUUUGUUCACUGUAUUCUGGUUGCCAUUGUUAUUACCUGCAGUGUUUUAGUCAAUGUUUUCACAUCGAAAAAAAAAAAAGAACAUUUUGAAAGCAGUUUUCUGUGCAGCAUGUUUCAUUUUCUAUUACAGUAUGUGUGUGUGCAGCUGUCUUUUAUACACCCUUUUAUCCAAGUUAAAUAUUUGAAGUACUUUGUACAUUUUAGUUUAAUAGAUGUGUUAGAACAUGACCUUUUUCAUUAUAUUUAAUUACAUUUAAGUAUAAAAGUGGUCAGCGGAAGGAUAUGUAAUGCAGUGUUUCCCCUGCCAUUAUAUUGAGGGGGGGCGCCCGGUAAUUUUCUUACAUUUUAUUUUAUAUAUAGCACCAGAUCAUAACAAAAGUCAUUUGGGGUUACCUUUUGCUAUAGAACAGGUCUAUACCUUGUUCUUUUAUCAAACAAACUAAAUGGUCUUAUGUUUAUUAUCUUAUUUACACGACGGCAUGUCAUGUCUGUCUUUACAUGGACACGCAUCUACAAUUUUUCCUCUGCAAAAACGCGGAUGGGAUCGUGGAGUCCAUUCAUAAAAACAGAAUUUACUCUAGUGUGCGAAAUGUCGACGAAAUUCGUCCAUUUUUGGAUGAAUAAAUCAAAAUUGGGUCUGUCACUUAAGUCGAAUCGUGAUAUGGACUAAUGUCUGUGAAUAUUAAAACGCAAAAAGACACAAAUUUUCUUCCAUGUAUUAAUUUUAACAGUAAGCCUCUGUUUGUCUGCCAAAAAAUAAAAGGGUUUAAUUUUCAUUUGAUUAGAAAUAAAUAGAUGUUUAACUCCUUCAUUUGAUUAUCAGAAAAAUUAAAAUGCAAAAAUUUCUGGAAAAAAAAAGAAAAAAAAGAAAAAGAUUGUUGUUCAAAAUGUUAAAAUUGAGAGUUUUGGACUUUUUUCAUGGAAAUAAAUGUUUUUGUUAUUAUACAGAGAGCAAAGUACCGGAAAAACAGUACAGUUGGGUACCAGCACCCCUGCCCCAUCCAUCACCCUCGCCCACCCCCCAAAGCUGUGAACCUACAGGGGAAACACUGUAAUGUCUCAUUUUAUAU